UUCUCAAUGUUUAGAGUAUGUUUGAAACUUAUUUGAAACACCUCAUAAGAUUCAAGAACUCAUCCUAUUCUUGAUCCACUUUUCGUAAUUCAGACAACAAAUUUUCAAAUUUAAAAAAAUUCCACUUAAGUCAACACAACGUUUUUUAAGUUGACCAGCGCCGACUCAGUUGACGACUCAUAACGUGAUCCGAGUUAACCCAGCUAUGUCCAUUUGUAAAAGGGUAAAAAAAAAAACCCAAAUAUAAUUCAUCAAAAUUAGCUCUUUCCAAGUAAAUGUAAAAUUUAUCAUCAUUCUCUACCAAGAAGAUGAUGAGAAGAAGAAAAAUCAGGGCUUCGAAGAACCCAGUUAAAUUAAUCUGCAUAAUCGUCACCGUUUCAUUCAUCAUCGUUCAAAUCAUCUCAGCACUUCUUCAGCUCACCUCAACAAUCUCCUCUUCCCCCAAACCAGUAAUGAAACCCUCAAUCGGCGAAUUGGGGGAAACGGUGAUCGGAAUGUUACCUGAAGAUCUCGCUUUCACCCUGUUUCUGCCGUCGGAAGAAGCGUUCCGGCGGGACUUGAGGUUGGACCGGAACGACAGCGAUUCCUACGCAACGCUGACGCGAGUGUUGGGAUUUUCGGCGGUGCCGCGGUGGAUUAGUACGGCGGAUUUGGAUUUGGAUUUGGAUUUGGAGAGAGUGUACGGUUCGAUAUCGGGAUUCGAUUUGGUUGUGAGCAAGGAUUUGAAGGGAAGAGUGGUGGUGAACGGAGUUGCUUCGGAGAAGAAGGGUUUGAGAAAGGGGAGUGUGGUGGUGUAUGUUAUAGAUGGGGUUUUAAUGGAUGCUGAAUUUCGCCAGUCGGUGCAGCCUGACGACGACGAUGACGACGGAUGACCAGUGAAGAUGAUUAUUUUUUUCUUUUUCUUUUUUUUUUUUUUUUUUUGGCAAUGAGAAAUUCUUUUGACUUUA
This is a messenger RNA of Erythranthe guttata (spotted monkey flower), 947 nucleotides long. RefSeq names its product Fasciclin-like arabinogalactan family protein. The record is from RefSeq and is a predicted model, not a curated record. NCBI's taxonomy places the organism in Eukaryota, Viridiplantae, Streptophyta, Magnoliopsida, Lamiales, Phrymaceae.